AUGGAGAACAAGACAAGUCGAAAGCAUGGUACUUCAACGGAUAUCUCAGAGUACAUUAGUUACUACACGGCACAUUCCCGGGAGAAUGUGGCACCAGCUACUCAACAUGUCGAGAACAUUAAGCCCUCGUUACAAAAUGCCGAUGCGCGAUACGGCGGCAAUCAUCACGUCUCUGAGCAGCAGGAAAUUGAGUCGCCAUCGUCUGGGCCAAAACCGUCAUCUAGUUUUAAGAAAUCUUACAACCUGCCGUUGCCAAAUACAUCCUUGGUUCAGUUUGACACCACACCGUUCUCCUCACCUCACAACAAGAACAUUAAUGUUUACAGUCCAUCUCCAUCGUCCAUCUAUCCUUCAGAAGGUAUUCGCUCGGAAGACUGCCUUUCGUCACCAGAGCUGGCAAGCGUGAACCGCCGUGGCAAGGAUUUCAUCCUCUCUGAUCUGGCUCAGUACUGUUACAAUAGCAGCGAGGGAAGAGAUCGAACGUCUGAGCUGAGGUCCACAUCGCUGACUGAUCACGACGGUCCACACGUUCGGAACGUCAACACCAAUCUACAGGAGGAACUUUUGGCGGCAGAUGACAGAUGGUGCGUCAGAGAUGUGAAUACAUCAGGCCAAGAUGCAGAUGGAAGCAGUGAGGGCUCCACAACCGACAUCUCGACUGGCACCACAGUACGCUCAGGGGGUGAGCUGAUGUUGCCCAAACAGCCAGCGUGUGAGGAGUGGGAUUGCGUCACCGCUAACAGAGUCGUCUUACACUGCAACUUUGUCGACACCAACAGAGCAAACAGCGCCAGUGGUAUUGUUUGUAACAGUGAUGGAGUGGCUGCGGGCGAGGCCAAAUCAGGCCACAAUAAAUUUCAUCUUCGAAAGUGGAUGAAAAGGACAUGGGGAAGGACACGAGGGCGACUGUUGCAGAAAGAGUCUCAUAGGAAGGUGGAUAAGUCCUAG
Messenger RNA from Pestalotiopsis fici W106-1, 948 nucleotides. RefSeq lists its product as uncharacterized. The transcript has 2 exons. The record is from RefSeq and is a predicted model, not a curated record. Bases 1 to 948 code for a protein of 315 amino acids. Lineage: Eukaryota; Fungi; Ascomycota; Sordariomycetes; Amphisphaeriales; Sporocadaceae.